Molecule: messenger RNA, 606 nt
Organism: Colletotrichum graminicola M1.001
Lineage: Eukaryota; Fungi; Ascomycota; Sordariomycetes; Glomerellales; Glomerellaceae
Exons: 3
Coding region: 1-606 (201 amino acids)
Source: RefSeq, a predicted model, not a curated record
AUGGACUUCGACCCAGCCCUUCGUCAACGCCCAGUCACCUCACACCCCCGCGAUACCUUUGCUGCCGUGCGCUUCUCUUUGCGUAUCCCCGCCACCGGUAUCAAUGUCUUCUCCGUCGCCGAUUCGUCAAUCGUCGUCCUAACCCUAAGCCUAACGACGAGGACGACGAGGACGACGACAUCAGAACCAUCCCUUGACUCCCAAUUCCAGUCGUGUGAGCUCUGCUUCCAUUCCGGCUUGGUCGCAGACCCGUCCAAGCCCAUCUCGCUACACUUCGACUUGUCUCUGUCCACCUACAUCACGCCGCUGAUCAUGCCCUGCCCCCUGCCCUCCUACUACGUUCCCGACAUCCCCCAAGUCUUCGACAUGGUGAACCCAUCCUCGCCAACGCAUUGCUUUGCCACCUUGGCCGCCGCCGUCGCCGUCGCUGUCGUAGCCAUUACUAUCGCUCUGGUUGGUGGCGCCUUUCUCGACGGCCGUCUCUUCCACAAACAAAAACAACUACAAGGUGGUGCAUGCCCCGUCACCGCCAUCCACGACGAAUCACCAAGCCUUGUCCGUCUUCACAGCUCAACUCCGCCUGUGCCUGCAGACAACAAGGCCUAG